UGACGUAACACGUCGCGACGUUGAGGGCAGACUGUUACCACAGUAAAGAUGGCGGCGGCCUACACCAGCUUCAAUCUCCAUAUGACCCCUGAGAAGUUCUUCAUUGAGGCCUGCGAUGAGGGAGCCGGUGAUGUGCUGGCCAUCGAUAGGGUUUCCACUGAGAUGACCCUCACAGUGAAGAAAGAUGUCCCCCCCUCUGCUGUCACUCGUCCCAUUGUUGGAGUCAUGGGAACCAUCCAUCUGGUGGCAGGAAUGUACCUCAUUAUCAUCACCAAGAAGAAGAAGGUGGGCGACCUGCUUGGACACACGAUUUGGAAGGCCACAGAUUUCGACAUCAUCUCCUACAAAAAGACGAUGCUACACCUGACAGACAGCCAGAUGCAAGACAACAAGGCCUUCCUGUCCAUGCUGAACAACAUGAUGACCAUGGACGGCUUCUACUUCAGCUCCGAUUAUGACCUGACCCACAGCUUGCAGAGGCUGGCCAACACCAGCCCGGAGUUCCAGGACAUGAGCCUGCUGGAGAGGGCUGAUCAGAGGUUUGUAUGGAAUGGACACCUGCUGAGAGAAUUUAUCGCACAACCUGAGCUGCACAAGUUUUCUUACCCUGUCCUUCAUGGAUUCAUCAAUGUGAAGUCCGGUUGCAUCAAUGGGAAGGUCUUCGACUGGGUCCUCAUUUCCCGUAGAAGCUGCUUCCGGGCUGGAGUCCGCUACUACGUGCGAGGAAUUGACUCAGAGGGUCACGCUGCCAACUUUAUAGAGACAGAACAGAUUGUUCAGUACAAUGGAGGAAAAGCCUCAUUUGUGCAGACCCGAGGCUCUAUUCCUUUCUUUUGGUCUCAGAGGCCAAACCUGAAGUACAAACCCAAACCACAGAUCAGCAAAACCACCAGCCAUUUGGAUGGCUUCCAGAGGCAUUUCGACUCCCAGGUCAUCCUCUACGGCAAACAAGUGAUUCUGAACCUGGUGAAUCAGAAAGGGUCGGAGAAGCCAUUGGAACAGGCCUUCGCCAAGAUGGCUUCCAGUGUGGCCAAUGGGAUGGUCAGAUAUGUAGCCUUCGAUUUCCACAAGGAGUGCAGCCAGAUGAGGUGGGACCGGCUCCAGAUACUGGUGGACAACGUGUCUGAGAUGCAGGAUGAGUUUGGCUACUUCCUGGUGGACCCUGAGGGCGUGGUGCUCACGCAGCAGGAGGGCACGUUUCGCAGUAACUGCAUGGACUGCCUGGACCGCACCAACGUCAUCCAGAGCCUGCUGGCACGCCGCUCACUGCAGUCGCAGUUGCAGAGGCUGGGCGUUCUUCAUGUGGGCCAGAGGAUUGAGGAGCAGGCAGACUUUGAGAAGAUAUACAAGAACGCCUGGGCUGACAACGCCAAUGCCUGUGCCAAGCAGUAUGCUGGAACUGGGGCCUUGAAGACUGACUUCACAAGGACAGGGAAGAGGACAUACUGGGGGCUUUUAAUGGAUGGCUGGAACUCCAUGAUCAGAUACUACAAGAACAACUUCUCUGAUGGCUUCAGACAGGACUCUAUCGAUCUGUUCCUGGGGAACUACAUGGUGGACGAGGUGGACAUGUCCACACCCCUUCAAGUCCAGAGGGACUGGAAAUUCCUGACGCUGCCUGUCAUCAUGGUGGUGGCCUUCUCCAUGUGCAUCAUCUGUCUGCUCAUGGCCGGUGACACGUGGACGGAAACCUUGGCAUAUGUGCUCUUCUGGGGCACGGCCAGCAUCACCACGGGGGGCGUCAUCCUCAUCAACGGUCGGGAGUUUGUGGACGCGCCACGGCUGGUGCAGAAAGAGAAGAUGGACUGAAUGUGCACGUGUGGAAAGCGGCCGAGAGUGGCAGACUCCUCCUUCGCCUCCCCGCUCUCCUCCUCUUCCUCCCAGCUGAGCCGGGGCUGGAGCCUGUACUGAUGGCAGUGGGGGGGGAGGGGUCCGUGGCCCGGAGAGGUCUACCCGGACCUGCCGCUAUCCACACCCCACGUGUGGAGGGAACGUGGCAUCCUCCAGCUCUCUCCUCUGCCCUCCCAUGGACAGGGAGCACGAAUCUGAGACCAUCUGCCACCACCGGGGGGCUGUGACCUUCUUGUGAUCAACGUCUGCCAACGAAUAAGUCCAAAUAUCUGUGUUUUCCUGGGAGUGGGUGUUUUUCAGGCCUUCAGAAACGCUUGUCGUGGUUCUAGCAACAGAAUAUUUCUUUCUAUGAAAAUCUGAAGGCUUUGAGCACUAUAUCCCCCCCCUUCACCUGUACAUGCUUCCAUGCUUAAUAUUCACUCCCUGUUUAGGUCCUGUAUUCUCUCUGAUAUACAGAGGAAAACUCAGCUUAUUCCCAUACUUAUGAAUGAUUUGAAUUUGAGUUAUGAAUUACAGUCAUUAAACCAAUGAAUGACUUAUACAAGUACAUUGGCUUAUAUCAGACCUAUUUUAAUCUUCCUGUUGCCGGGAGUUCAGCCUUAAUACGCAGCCCUUUGUGAUGGAUCUGUAUGAGGAAGACUGAGGGGCUCAUUAGGAACGUCACACUCGCUGGGUGUGGUUUCAUUGCUCCUUGUUUUUUCCCAUGAGGCAGGACCAGCCGGCCCAGGAGCAGAUUGCAAGUUAGUGUGCCAUCGUCAGCAAUCCUCUCACUUGCAUCCUGUUUGUUUUAAUACUCAGAUCAUCUAGUGGCAGGUUUGCUGGGUUCGGGGGUGAGGCUGAGCAUAAUGGGUGAAUGGUUUGUAUAUAGUGUAACACGUUAUACAGUAUUUCUCAUUCUGUUACUGGCUAUCAGAAUGACUUCAGCCUAUCAGAGAAUGUGAUGAUCUGUUGCUAUGACUGACUGUAAUUAAUGUUGUUGCACCAGUUACACAUAUAGUGCCAGUGAAUGUCUCUGUAAAAGUAAAUCUUUGACCCCGGGCAGAACAUGUGCUGGAUUCUGUUUAUUAUUUUUUUUCUUUUACUGAAUUUUAACUUUUGUUGUAAACAUUUACCUUGGUAAAUAACUAAAGAGGUGUCAGUUUGGGGAACUACUUUGUAGAAGCAUGGAUUCCAUGCCAGACUGUAAGGGUUUGCUCACUCGUGUGUGUGUGUCUGUCUGUCUGUCUGUCUGUCUGUCUGUCUGUCUGUGUGUGUGUGUGUGUGUGUGUGUGUGUGAGUGAGAGUGAGAGUGAGAGAGAAUGUACACAUUUCCUUGGUUUGGUUGUACAUAGUAGAUGUCUUGCUAUUUCUGUGUGAGUUACAUGCUCUGGUAGCACUUUACUUAAAGCUGUCAUCAUAAUGCAUUAUCAAUACCUUCAUAAAGCAUUAUAAACACAGGCAUAAAUAUUUAUAAAAACACAAUACAUUAUAGCCAUCUUUUUUAUGCAUUGGGAAUGCCUUAUGAAGCCCUCAUCUAUAAUGCACUAUACCUUCAUAAUGCAUUAUAAUGGUCAGUAUUAAGGAUGUUUUGUACUACAUUAUAAAGGUGUCUAUAGUGCAUUAUAGAUGAGAGCUUCAUCGAGAAUUCAUAAUGCACAAUAAACAUGGCUAUAAUGUGUUAUGCCUUUUUAUUAAUAGUUUUAGCCAUGUUUAUAAUAUAUUAUAAUGCAUUAUACAUGACUGCUUUAAGUAAAGUUACCAAAGCUCUUCUAAUCGGUGAGAAGUUCUGCUCUAAGCCAAAUUGAAGAAAGCCACAUGCCAUUCCUGUAACUUCCUAAGAAGCCCAACAGGCACAUUGAAAAUAUAGCACUGUCUCCAUAUGUGUGGCUGCUGUCCAUGUACCGUGGCAUGAUACUCAUGGUAGGGAGCAGUUUUGUUUCUUCAAGGGUUCCAUUAUCUCUUCUAGAAGAAAUGCCAUUUUAUUUUUUGUUACCUUGUAUGAAUGUGUUCAUGCUACAUAAAAUGAUGGUUCAGAUGAAUAAUGUACGCAGGACUGUUGCGUGAUUUUUGGUCAUUUCCCCUUCUUCUGUUUAGCUGGAAUGUUCUAUUUUCCAAUAACUUUGUAAUAAAAGCCGUUAUAAAAAAUA
This is a messenger RNA of Paramormyrops kingsleyae, 3977 nucleotides long. RefSeq names its product SAC1 like phosphatidylinositide phosphatase b (gene sacm1lb). Gene Ontology annotation, cellular component: endoplasmic reticulum. Lineage: Eukaryota; Metazoa; Chordata; Actinopteri; Osteoglossiformes; Mormyridae. Gene Ontology annotation, molecular function: phosphatidylinositol-4-phosphate phosphatase activity. The record is from RefSeq and is a predicted model, not a curated record. Gene Ontology annotation, biological process: phosphatidylinositol dephosphorylation.